GCUUUCUUCCUUCCCCCCCUUCGCUCAUUUCUCGCAAAUUUCUAGUUCACAGUACAGUCUGUGAUUAUCUUUUUUGACUGAUACAAUCCAGGAGAGGGACUCAAGAAUCACAAUGAGCGAGGAGUAUGAUGAGGCUCAGAUGGGCGAAGAGGGCGGCAUGCCUGGCCCUGGUGCUCCAACGCCACUCUCCGCGCUCGAGGGAAUUUCUGGUUUGACGAAGCGAGAUAUUCAGCUUGUCAUUGACGGAGGCUACAACACAGUCGAGUCCGUGGCCUACACACCGCGACGAGUGCUGGAACAGAUCAAGGGUAUCUCGGAACAGAAGGCGACCAAGAUUCUAGGAGAGGCCUCCAAGCUCGUCCCCAUGGGUUUCACUACAGCCACAGAGAUGCACCAGCGUCGCAGCGAGCUCAUUUCUAUUACCACUGGAUCCAAGAACCUCGAUACUCUACUUGCCGGUGGUAUUGAAACAGGUUCGGUCACUGAACUGUUCGGUGAAUUCAGAACCGGAAAGAGUCAGAUCUGCCACACACUCGCCGUGACUUGUCAAUUACCCUUUGAUAUGGGCGGUGGUGAAGGAAAAUGCAUGUACAUCGAUACUGAGGGUACAUUUCGACCUGUUCGUCUGCUGGGCGUUGCCAACCGAUUUGGCCUUUCUGGCGAAGAGGUCUUGGACAAUGUUGCGUACGCACGCGCUUACAACUCUGAUCACCAGCUUCAAUUACUCAACCAGGCUGCAGCUAUGAUGUGCGAGACACGAUUUUCUCUGCUCAUCGUCGAUAGUGCAACAUCGCUCUACCGAACAGACUUUUGCGGUCGCGGUGAGCUCUCGAAUCGACAGACUCACUUGGCCAAGUUCAUGAGGACACUUCAGCGUCUGGCGGAUGAAUUUGGUAUCGCAGUUGUCAUUACAAAUCAAGUCGUGGCUCAGGUCGAUGGUGGCCCAAGUGCCAUGUUCAACCCUGAUCCAAAAAAGCCUAUUGGCGGUAACAUUAUCGCUCACGCCAGUACAACAAGAAUCAGUCUGAAGAAGGGUCGUGGGGAGACACGUAUUGCCAAAAUUUACGACAGCCCAUGCCUGCCAGAAAGUGAUACUCUGUUUGCCAUUGGCGAGGAGGGUAUCGGUGACCCGGCCCCAAAGGACAUGGAGAAGGAUUAGACGAUAACGGAUGACCUUGUAUGUUUGUACGAUCACUGGAGUCUAUGGUGAUGAUUCUUGGUAUGGUUGCUGGCGCAUAUCUUAAUGGUUGUUUCACGUGUUGUUAUUGCGAUGGAUGUUACCUAAAUGUUAGAGGAUAGGGUGGUUGGGAUGACUAGCUGGAAUUCUCUUCAAUGAAAACAAGUUUCUUUUGGAGCAAUUCGUCUCAACGAAAGGAAUGAAAUUGACACAUCAUUAACAGU
Fusarium oxysporum Fo47 is the source of this 1401-nucleotide messenger RNA. RefSeq names its product recombinase RAD51. Gene Ontology annotation, biological process: mitotic recombination-dependent replication fork processing; DNA recombinase assembly; mitotic recombination. Gene Ontology annotation, cellular component: condensed nuclear chromosome. The record is from RefSeq and is a predicted model, not a curated record. Lineage: Eukaryota; Fungi; Ascomycota; Sordariomycetes; Hypocreales; Nectriaceae. The transcript is spliced from 3 exons. Gene Ontology annotation, molecular function: double-stranded DNA binding; ATP-dependent DNA damage sensor activity; DNA strand exchange activity. The coding region runs from base 113 to 1159 and encodes 348 amino acids.